Molecule: messenger RNA, 4414 nt
Organism: Hyla sarda
Lineage: Eukaryota; Metazoa; Chordata; Amphibia; Anura; Hylidae
Gene: JAK3
Product: Janus kinase 3
Exons: 24
Coding region: 261-3587 (1108 amino acids)
Biological process (GO): peptidyl-tyrosine phosphorylation; hemopoiesis; intracellular signal transduction
Cellular component (GO): cytoskeleton; membrane; cytosol
Molecular function (GO): ATP binding; cytokine receptor binding; non-membrane spanning protein tyrosine kinase activity
Source: RefSeq, a predicted model, not a curated record
UAUGCCUGACCUAUGGAGCAGCACCAUAAUGGUAGUGGUAACAGAAAACAUAAGCUUGUACUAUAGUAGCCUACAUAAAAUCCUGGAAUUGCUGAUACUUGUUACAGGGAGAUGUGCGGCACUCACUAACUGAGAAAUUAAACUUUAUUUCUUAUGCCAUGUGGUAGAGAGAAACAAUCAUUGCAGGUUUUUUUCUCUCUCUCCACGCCAUUCCUGCCAUGAUGUUUUAAUGACUUGGAAUAAUAGUUUGGAGCAGCCAUAUGUCUGGUGACGAUGCCCCGCUCCUGUGUGGUUCCCACUCUUGCAGUUCCUAUUCUUCUGCCACAGGCUCUCUUAAACUGCUCUUCUACACAUCUUCCUUGCCAUCUUCUUCACAGUCUGAUCCACAGAUGGUCUUUUCUGGUGGACAAUACUCUGCAGAGGAGCUAUGCAUUGCCGCUGCCAAAUCAUGUGAAAUCCUGCCUGUCUACCAUUCCCUGUUUGCACUGGCAUCUCCUGAUCUGAAGACUUGGUAUAAUCCAAAUCACAUAUUUACUCUGGAUGGAGGGAUAACUCAUGUUGUCAUAUAUCGAAUCAGAUUCUUCUUUCCUGAUUGGAUUGGUACAAGUGAACAAAAAUCUGCCCGCUGCAGCCUCAUGAAUUUGUCCCCUGAGCCUGUUCUCAGCUACCAUGUCAUAGACUAUCUCUUUUCUCAGUAUCGAAGUGACUUCAUAAAUGGUCGGAUAGAGCUACCUGUUAGCAUUGAUGUUCAAGAGCAGUGCUUGGCGCUGGCUGUUCUAGAUAUGAUGAGACUGGCACAAGAAAAUGACAAGACCCCAAAACAAAUACUCAGUAGCAUCAGCUACAAGCACUGUGUGCCACAAAGUCUGCGGCAGAGCAUUGUAAACCUGAACUUUUUUUGUCGCAAGAGAUUACGCAGGAGUGUUCAGAACUCAUUGAAAAAAAUGCGUGCAUGCACACUCAGUGUUUCUCUCAUCAAAAUCAAAUAUCUAGUGGAUUUAGAAAAACUUGAUCCAUGUUUUGGGACAGAAACAUUUAUUGUCAAGAGCAUAAAGGAAGAUAACAAAGACCUCGUGCUUAAAGUGUCAUGGUGUGGCGGCAUCACUUGGAAAGAGGUAGACAGUGAGUUGUGGCAGCCAUUUAGUGACUUUGAGGACAUUGUGGAUAUUAGAAUAACACAAGCUAACUCCGAUCAAACAAGUGAAGAAGGACGUAUAGUAACAAUAACCAAGCAAAACAACAAAGUCCUGGAGGCACAGUUCCAAAUGUUGAGAGAUGCUCUUUCUUUUGUAUCUCUGGUUGAUGGAUAUUACCGAUUGACAACAGACUCACAGCAUUAUUUUUGUGAAGAAGUGGCUCCGCCAAGGCUGCGAUGGAACUUAGAUAACCAUUGUCAUGGUCCAAUUACCUCAGAGUUUGCUAUCGACAAACUGAAAAGAAAUGGAAGCGCUGGAGGAAGUUACAUUCUUCGAAGAUGUCUCCAGGACUAUGACAAGUUUCUACUAACUGUGUGUUUGGAGACUGCUCUAGGUAUUCAUUUCCAGGGCUGCUCCAUCCAACGAAAGAAUGACACAUUUUGUUUGUCUGGUAUCUCACGUUACUUCUCCAGUUUGCGGAAUCUGUUGGAAUAUUACCAGCAUAAUAGCCUGUGUCUGGGUGGUGUCUCCACAUGUCUGACAUCUUGCUGCCCUCCAAGAACCAAAGAGAAAUCAAACCUUUUAAUCAAACAUGACAGUUGUCCUCAGAGAAAUUUGUCACCAAAAGGACAAAGAAGAAACAUCCCACUACUGACCUUUCAAAAGAUCCAUCUCAAGGAUAUCACCUUUUUGGAAAGCCAAGGAAAAGGUUCCUUCACCAAAAUAUUUCAUGGGUUACGUAGAGAUGCAGAUGGAGAGGAAGAGCAUGAAAUUGAUGUCCUGCUGAAAAUUCUUGAUGCCACUCACCAACAUUACCAAGAGUCUUUUUUAGAAGCAGCGAGCUUAAUGAACCAACUUUUUCACAAACACCAAGUCCUUCUGCAUGGAGUAUGUGUUGGAAAACAGAUUAUCAUGGUUCAGGAAUUUGUUUCUUUGGGUGCCCUAGAUCUUUAUCUGAAGCGAAGGCAGCAGAAAGGUCCUAUACCUAUAAGCUGGAAGCUGGAAGUUGUAAAGCAACUUGCAUAUGCCCUCUGCUACAUGGAGGAUAAACAGUUGGUACAUGGGAACAUAUCGGCUAAGAAAAUACUUUUGGUUCGUGAAGGGGACAAGGACACUCCUCCAUUUAUAAAACUCAGUGACCGUGGUGUAAGCAUCAAAAUCUUGGAAAGAGGAAUGCUGCUGGAGAGAAUCCCAUGGCUGGCUCCUGAAUGUGUGACUGAUGUGAGGAAUUUGGCACUAGAGUCUGACUGCUGGAGUUUUGGGGUCACAAUGUGGGAAAUCUUUAAUGAUGGUAUUGUACCACUAAAUGCAGAGGAGCCUGAAAAGAAACUGCAGUUUUAUAAAGAUCAAAUGCAACUUCCAGCUCCCCACUGGAUAGAAUUGGCAAGCUUAGAACAACAGUGCAUGUCUUAUAACCCCGCCCUGAGAUCACCCUUUCGUUCUGUUAUACGUGAGCUCAACAAUCUUAUUGCAUCUGAUUAUGAACUAUUAGUGGAUUCCAAAGGGCAGCAAAUGAAAGAUGGAUUCAGAGUUUGUGACCGUGUCUGGGAAUACCAGGACCCAAAUGUUUAUGAAGAAAGACAUCUAAAAUACAUAUCUGUUAUUGGCAAGGGUAAUUUUGGCAGUGUGGAGCUCUGCAGAUAUGAUCCAUUAGGUGACAAUACAGGAGAGCUGGUUGCAGUAAAAAAACUCCAGCACAGUACAGCUGAACAUGUCCGGGAUUUCAACAGGGAGAGUCUCAUUCUCCGUGCUCUUCAUAAUGACUAUGUUGUAAAGUAUAAAGGAAUAUGCUAUAGUGCAGGUCGACGUAGUUUCCAGUUGGUCAUGGAAUAUCUUCCUAACGGAAGCCUACAGGAAUUUCUUCCUAAGAAUAAGGAUGGGCUUGGGUUCCAUGAUCUUCUUCUCUAUGCAUCUCAAAUUUGCAAGGGUAUGUUAUACCUGGGAUCUCAAAGAUAUCUGCAUCGUGAUCUGGCCAGUAGGAAUAUCCUAGUUCAGAGUCCAAGCCAUGUUAAAAUUGGAGACUUUGGCUUGACAAAAAUCCUGCCUCAGGAUAAAGAAUAUUAUGUGGUUAGAGAGCAAGGACAAAGCCCCAUAUUUUGGCAUGCCCCUGAAUCACUUUCCGAUAAUAUUUACUCCCGGGAGUCAGAUGUCUGGAGUUUUGGGGUCCUGCUCUAUGAACUGUUUACAUAUUGUGAAAGAAGUUACAGUCCCUCAGCUGAAUAUCGUCGAAUGAUGGGACCUCACAAUUCCCAGCAAACUGUUUGUGGGCUUGUGGAACUGUUACGAGCCAAGGAAAGAUUGCGCCGACCACCAAGUUGCCCACUGGAGGUCCAUGAGAUGAUGAAGUCCUGCUGGUCAUUCCAACCAUCUGAGCGACCAACAUUCAGUGCACUAGAGAAUCAGUGUGAAGAGUUACGGAGAACACAUCAAAGAAGGCCUAGAUUCAGUUAGAAUUGAAUGCAUACUUUUUAACCAGUCUAUGUAAAAAUUUGCAAGGAACACAAGUACAUGUGUAUUUCACCUAAGGCUACAUUUACAUCACCGUUGUGCUCCGACCAGACACCUGACAGACCCCAUUCAAGUCAAUGGGAUCUGUCGGGAGCCGGCAGUAGUGUCUGUUGUGCAGUGAAUCAGUUCUUCUCCUUUGUUUUUUGCCAAAUGGGCCCCUUGUGUAACGGAAAUCACUGGUUCCCAGCUGAUCACAUUGACUUGAGGGGGGUUUUAGAGGUUCCGUUAUUUUAGGGGAGAUGAGAAAAAAACUCCUGUCUUUCCAUAGGUUUUAUGUUAAAGUUCAAUCCUAUGAAAUGUGUGUCAGAGUCUAAAUUUAAAAAUAAGGAAAGAAUUUACGUGUUACAAAAUAACAUCUUAUUGGCAACUCUGUGGAAGAAUUUUGUGGCAAGAGUUUAAUUCCCUUGCUGAUACAUGAUAUGAUGCUUUAUAAAUGUGGUAGGCUUUACAUAUAAUGUUUGGAUAUUCUGGGCCCUCUAAGUGAAAGACAUUCCAUGUAGUCACUAUCUUUUAGAUGAGGGCCUUGAAUACUAUUUACACUCCCUUUUUUAUUUUUUAAAUGCUGCAUUUCCAAGAGCCAUAGUGUUUAUGGCAAUUGCACUUUCGCUUCUCAUUCCUGCCUUGCAAGUGCAUUUUUUUUUUCAUUUUCCAACAACAUAGCUAUAUGAGGGAUUUUUGUAAUAUCACUAUUUAGGUACCAUAAAAUGUAUUGAGAAAUUCUGUAGUAUGGAAUGGAAAAAUGCUCUGAUAUGUGGUAUAAAUAAUGUUAA